AUGGCACCUCCAGUCGGCACACCACUGGACCUGGUCAUCCGCUUCUCAACGUCCAACCCCGACAUCGUCCUCACCCUCGACCAUCCUGACUCAACCACAUGCCUUUCCUUGAAGCAGCUCAUCCGCUCCCACCUUGAACUUCCCGCUUCCACCAGCCGAAUACGCCUCAUCCACGCCGGAAAGGUACUGAAAGAUAACGAGGCGGUGUCAAGAAGUGUUAGUGUCACCCUUCCGCCGCCAUCAUCAACGACUCGAGAUGACGAAGACAGGAAGAGUGAGAAGGCUCUGGGCAAGCAGCCAGUGCGCGAUGGAAAGCAGGCUCUGGCCGCGAGAGUCUACAUACACUGCUCCAUCGGCGAUCCCCUGACUCCCUCCGAACUCUCCUCCGAAGCCAAAGCAGCACAAGAGGCAGAUGCGGCAUUGGAGUCGAAAGCGCAACAAAAUGCCAUAUCAACGACUACCCAAGGUCAUGCCGCCUCGACCACUACCACCCCUGCUCCGCGAGGCUUUGAUCGCCUUCUUUCCGCCGGCUUCACUCCCGCAGAAAUCGCUACGCUUCGAACGCAGUUCCUCGCCAUCCAAUCCCACACCCACACCCCCGAUACCAUGCCGACCGGCGCGCAACUGCUCGCACUCGAAGAACGCUGGCUCGACAAUCCCUCCAACCCCAAUGCUGCCGGCGCGGAAGACACGGGUGGCUUUGGGGGCGAAGAUGCGGGGGGCCUGGAGGAUAUGCUGUAUGGCAAUUUGAUCGGCUUCUUCUGGCCGCUUGGCGCCAUGUUCUGGCUGAUAAGAGAGGACGGGGUGUGGUCGAAGCGGAAGCAGAUUGCCGUGUUAUCUGGCUUCUUGGUCAAUCUGGCUUUUGGCUUCUUGAGUAUUAUGAACUGA
This is a messenger RNA of Neohortaea acidophila, 888 nucleotides long. RefSeq names its product DUF2407 C-terminal domain-containing protein. Gene Ontology annotation, biological process: protein processing. The transcript has a single exon. Gene Ontology annotation, molecular function: protein binding. The record is from RefSeq and is a predicted model, not a curated record. Gene Ontology annotation, cellular component: endoplasmic reticulum; Dsc E3 ubiquitin ligase complex. Bases 1 to 888 code for a protein of 295 amino acids. NCBI's taxonomy places the organism in Eukaryota, Fungi, Ascomycota, Dothideomycetes, Mycosphaerellales, Teratosphaeriaceae.